Exaiptasia diaphana is the source of this 5979-nucleotide messenger RNA. RefSeq lists its product as uncharacterized. The record is from RefSeq and is a predicted model, not a curated record. NCBI's taxonomy places the organism in Eukaryota, Metazoa, Cnidaria, Anthozoa, Actiniaria, Aiptasiidae. The transcript is spliced from 33 exons. Bases 82 to 5979 code for a protein of 1965 amino acids.
AUUGUCACUAAUACCCUGGCAUCGCCAAUCACAGCUCGAUAUGUACAGAUAAAGCCAAUAGAAUUYCAUGGUCAUGUGUCAAUGAGAACUGAGUUCUAUGGGUGCGUCUUGUCGGACCGCUAUCAAGUAAUGGGUCGCAAUGUUCACAUGGACUACGUACAAGAGUACCUUACAACCAARAAGGGCGUUAACUUUGAAGACACACAGGACCGUCCUAAUAACAUUGACCUUGAAGUUCUUGCUGAUACUAUUUACGUUAAGGGAGACAUCAAAAUGCGUGGUAUGAAMAAACUAACGAUGACAAGUCGAAAAGUGUCUUUUGUCAAAGACAGUAAGCUCGACCUCAGAGCUCCGGAUCUUAACCAAGAUAAUCCCACGUUAAACUCUGGUGACAGUGGGAACGACGGAAAGCAUGGUGUAGAUGGACCAACAGUCGAUAUCUAUGCCGACAUCGCUUCUGGAUACGUGAAUAUUGAGUCAAGCGGCGGAAAUGGAAACAGCGGUCAAARUGGCGCAAAUGGAAAGAAAGGUGCUGAUAGCCAAAGUAAGCAACCGGACAAGACACAAAGCGAUUGUGACAGUMAUGCAAGAAGARGCUAUUCUGGUGUAUAUGGCUGCARUAAUGUCAAUGGGGCAAAGGGCGUCAAAGGAGCCAAUGGUGACAAUGGUGGAUAUGCUGGGAAAUCAGGCAAUGGAGGUAACGCCGGUCGUCAAACAAUCUACAUCAGAGAACUAAAAGGAACGCUUUCACUAAAAACAUGCCGUGGAACCGGAGGCCAAGCAGCUCUAAAUGGAGUAGGAGGACCUGGGGGUCUCGGAGGGCAGGGAGGGAGAGGAAUACGUUGCAAAUAUUCAGAGAGAUGCGGACGGAGUCGAUGCUACGGCAGCUGUAAGACAGAUGGUCAUCUAUCCCAGGGACCCCAAGGAGAUACAGGCAAUAAAGGACAAGAUGGGCAAACUUUGGUUGCCGCUGGAUCAAACGGACAGGCAGAGAACUCUUUUCUGCGAAAAGAAGCCUGGCUAAGUUCUACUGCAAAAAGCAGAUAUCCACUGGCUCUAAUCAAGCUGAUGACAAGGCUAGCRGAGGACCGUAUCUUGGCGGAUGAUGUUGAAAUGGCCGAAGCAGUGUUGACCUUCGUUGUUAAGAUAACAGAAGGGAGGGAAGAUGCCCAAAGGCAAAGAAAAAUUGCGAAGCAAAGGUUGACGUUUUUCCACAAAGAAGGAUUUGACAGAUUUGGAAAGAACAAAUUGUUUGUCCCUCUUGUAAAGUGGGAGGCUUUUAAGCUUGAAGUAGAACAGAUUCGAGAUUACGCCAGYGAUUAUGAAACUGCUUACAAUGGAUUACAAGCAUCGAUAAUGGCAAGCGAAAAUACAAAAGAAAUUAUWAAAGCACUACCGCCGGCGGCUGCACUCCAAGUUAGCAAAGAAAAGGAAAGGCUUAUCGAGGCAAGGAGAAUUGCCCUUAGCGAGAAAAAUGCGUAUGUGCCGGCUAUCAAGGAGUUAGAAUCCAGCAUGAAGGGGAGCCUAGAAGACAUGCUGACUGAGCUACCUGAUAUACAAGGCGACACCAWAUUCACAAAACAGGAUUUCUUUGCAAUUCUACAAGGUGUAACUGGAUUUUUCAGUGGUAUCGCUCAAAGUGAYCCUUUUGAUUCUAUUGGUGCUGCUAUUGGAGUUGCUGAGCAUUAUGCCACAAAGUGCAACACUGGAACACUUCAGGACAAUCUAGCAAACCUAAACAAAUGGUUAACUUUUGGUAAGGAAUAUAAAGCUUUUGAGGAUUCUAGUGAGCUUGAUUUUGAUAAAAUGGACGUAGGUGCUGUUCCAGAAGUGAUGAAGGCCAACCUCGAAAUGAACAAGGAAGGUCUKRCCUCUGACCUAACAUGUCUGCUCGAGCAAAGCUUACCAGAGUCCGUGACAGCCAAGUUCAAAGAAAAAAUGGAGCGGUUCUUCAUUGCUGGAUCUGCAAGGAUUGAUCUCAUCGCAAAAGUCAUUGAUUUAGACAAUGAGAUCGGGGGAUACAACUUUGACAUUCCAAAUCUCGAACAAACAGCUGAUGAGAUUCAAAGUCUUGCAAAUAUUGGAGAAUCUCCGAUUGAAGAUCACAUCCAACAGAUGUUUCUUGACGAUCUCUUGACCUCUUAUCAGGAAAUGGAAACUACUUUUUCCAAAAAGCUGUACUUGUUUUACAAAAGCUUUGAGUUCCGUUCGCUGUGGGAUGUUAGUGACAAGUUGACUGGGUUUGAAAGAGCCGCAAGUGAAGMAGCACSCAACAAUGGGCAACUUCAAGGCGUUGUACAACUGACCAACGCUCUCCGGACGAUAACUGAACUCGAGAGUAAAGGAAGACAGUGUUUUUCAAAGUUUAUUUAUAGGACUAAUCUACACAAAUGGUCUUACAAUAAAGAAGAGCAUCCUUUGUUGUUUGAAGACCUUCAUCAAACUGGUUUGACAAGACUAACCUUGGGAAUAGACAAGAGUUGUUCAUCGUGCUACAAUGUCCGUCUUUUGGAGAUGUAUAUUGAGUUCUAUGGAGAUACCACCCAGGAAGAAAAUAACAUGCCAGCUGAGGUCCAUUUAGAUGUCAGACACGAAGGAGMCUCCUUUUUUAGAAAUGCAACUGGAGAUAUCAAACAAUUUCGACAGAAAUUAUCUAAGACGUCUUGGCGAGGGUUCACGUUCGACCGUUUAGUUAUUACCAAUGAAGAGAAAUGUAACGAAGAAAAACAGAAAGGAAUUAGUGAUUCUCUGUACUGCAUGAAUGAAGAAGACAGUAGAUUGCAACCAAUGUGCUGCCAUUUCCUUAGCAAUACACCCUGUGAUGAUGCACUCCUUGGAUCGGCAGAAUGUCAAAGUGUCUUUGGUACUUACUCGAUAAAAAUGCCAAAAGAUGAAAAAGCCGAAUGUGGUGGCUCACAAAUGGCUAAUAAAAACUGCAAGGACUUUGAUCGAUCUCUUUACACCAAGAUGAAUGUUUGGAUUCGCUCUAUGUACUGGAGUGAUCACUAUCCAACAGGACCAGAUGAUCCACAAUUGAAUAAUUUUAAGCGGAUAAGGAUUACCAUGAAUCUUUUCCAAAUCCUAUCAACGCUGAAUUUUCUUCUCUUCCUGGAYACGGGAAUGGGACAGGGUAAACAAGCUGUAGAAAAUGAUGGAUCGUGUGCGAUUAUGACACGUGGAGAUGAGUCGUUCAAUGAGGAUAUCACAGAUGUUCCUAUGAAAUGGUACGAGACGCCAUCAUUUGUGACCUUGUCAUCAGGAUGCAAAGGUCAAGACCCUCUUGGCAUGGAAAGCGGUCUAAUAACAAGACAGCAGCUCAAGGACACCUCUUCAUCGUAUGAUAAAUUCCACGGUCCAGAGAAUGGCAGGCUAAAUUUCGCAAGGGCAAGAGGAAGGACUGGUUCCUGGUCAGCAGCAACCAAUGACGAAAAUCAAUACCUCCAAGUUGAUUUUCUUCGAGACGUGAAACUUACAAAAUUUGCAACACAAGGUCGACCAGAUUCUCCUCAGUGGGUGACAAAGUACAAGCUGACAUAUAGUCCCGAUGGCUCCUCGCCUGCCUUCGAAACUUAUCAAGAAAAUGGAGUCGAUAAGAUCUUCGAGGGGAAUACUGAUCAGAACACCGUUGUUAAACAUUUCCUGCAAGGAACAAUCAAAGCCCGAUAUGUACAGAUAAAGCCCGUCGAAUGGGAAGGUCAUAUCUCAAUGAGAGCAGAGUUUUAUGGAUGCGUUCUAUCGAAGCGCUAUCAAGUACUGGGUCGAAAUGUUCACAUGGAUUACGUUAAAGAACAUCUGAGGACAAAGGAAGAAGUGGAUUUUGGAGACACUCAAAUACGUCCUAACAACAUCGAACUUGAAGUGCUCGCCGAUACCAUCUAUGUUCGCGGAGUCGUCCAAAUGCGCGGUAUAAGUAAGUUAACGAUGUUCAGUCGCCAAGUAAUCUUUUUAAAGAACAGUAAACUGGAUCUCAGAGCUCCUGUUCUAUCGCAAACUAACCCCACAUUAAGCGCUGGGCAAGAUGGAAACGACGGCAAACACGGUGUUAACGGACCAAAAGUUGAUAUUUUUGCCGAUUCAUCACGAGGCUACUUAAAUAUUGAGUCAAGUGGAGGAAAUGGAAACAGAGGUCAAAAUGGUGCACCAGGAAGAAGAGGAGCCGACAGCCAACAUAGGCAACCGAACAGGUCAGGAACUGACUGUAAAAAUCAUGCAAGGAGAGGUUACUUCCGAAUCACAGGCUGCAAUAAUGUUAAUGGACUAAAGGGGAUAAGAGGAGGCAAUGGCGGCACGGGUGGAUACGCUGGAAGAUCAGGCAGUGGAGGAAACGCUGGUCAACAAUCUAUUUAUGUCAAAAACAUAAUAGGAAAAAUAGAGCUUAAAGCCUGCCGUGGAAGUGGAGGUCAGGCAUCUGUAAAUGGAGAAGGUGGAGCCGGGGGUCUCGGAGGACAAGGAGGAAAUGGAAUUAAGUGCAGAUUUUGGGAGCGUUGUAGUUGGAGUGGUGCUUCAUGUUCAAGUGGCUGUAACACCAAUGGAGCAUUAGGUCAAGGACCCCGAGGAGACACGGGGAGUAAAGGGCAAAACGGACAAGGCUUGGUUGACGCUGGCGCAGACGGCGAAGUUGAAAGUUAUUAUCUUCUUAAAAGGCCACUAACGGAGAAGGCGAGAGGAAGAUAUCCAUUAGCUUUAAUCAAACUCAUGACAAGAUUGGCCGAAGACCGUGUCUGGGCGAAUGAUCUUGGAGUGGCAAGAUCAGUGUUUCAAUUUGUAGUUCGAUUGGCAGCAGGGAGAGAAGAUGCAAAGAGCCUUAAAAAAUUUGCAAAGCACAGGUUGGCCUUUUUCAACAAGGAAGGAUUUGACAGAUUUGGAAGAAAUAAGUUAUUUGCCCCAUUGAUGAAAUAUGAAGCUUUCAGGCAACAUGUAGAACAAAUUAGGGAUUACGCCAGAGAUUAUGAAACUGCGUAUAAUGAAAUCAAGGCAUCUAUAGAAAGGGGGGAUGGUAUAAGGCAGAUACUGAGAGCACUUCCUCAGUCAGCCGUGGUUCAAGUUAGCAAAGAAAAAGAAAGACUUAUUGAAGCAAGGAGGAUAUCACUAACCGAGAAAGAGGCCUACGUACCGGCUAUAAAGGAACUGGAAUCCAGCAUGGAGGGUCUUUUAGCGGACGUAGUCAAUCAAAUCCCUGACGUGCAUAAGGCGUCAAAGUUUACCAAACAGGACAUGCUUGCAAUGCUCCAAGGCAUAACUGGGUUUGCCAGUGGUGCCAUGGGAAAAGACCCAUUCGCAGCUCUUGGUGCUGCUGUUGAAACAGUUGGACAUUUUGCGACAAAAUGCAACACUGGUACUUUGCAAGAUAUUUUGGGCAAUGUUAAUAAAUGGAUGACUUUUGGUAAGGCUUACAAGAAGCUGAAGGAUUCUAGUGAACUGGACUUUGAUAAAAUGGAUGUUGGUGCUGUUCCUGAAGUAAUGCAGUUUUUUGGAGACCUCCAUAAGGGUAAAGCGAGGUUAAACAUUGGUAUCGGUGAAAGCUGUAGAACGUGUUUCAACGUCCGUUUGCUAAAGAUGUAUGUCGAGCUCUACGGUCCUAAUUCUCAGCAUUCCAAUAAUAACAUGCCGGGAAGGGUACAUUUGCAAGUUCGGCAUGAGAGCGCUUCAUACUUCAAAAAUGGUCAAGGCAACAUUAAAGAGUUCCGUCAGAAGUUGGGAACUACUUCGUGGCGAAAGUUUGAAUUCGACCGCUUUACGAUCACAGAUACAGCCAAAUGCACUGCAGAAAAGCAAAAAGGAAACAUUGGUUCGCUUUUCUGCAUGGGGAAAGAUGACGAACGCUUUCAACCCAUGUGUUGUCAUGACACGCCUUGCGAUGAUGCCCUUUUAGGAGCCAAGGAAUGUCAGAGUCCGUUUGGAACAUAUACAAUUGACAUGCCCAUUGAUGAGAAUGCUGAAUGUGGUGGAUCACAGAUACCGGACGAAAACUACUAUUAA